GAGCUGUUGUAUCUGCGGGCGCUGUUGGCUGUGAAAAAGUGUCGGCCCCCAGACGAGGCGACCAAUCUGUUAAACGACACGGUGGACACGCACUUUUCCGCCCUGCAGGGUUUGCCUCUCAGCGUCGAGUACUUUGAGAAGCUCAACCCCGACUUCCUGCUUGAGAUUGCCAAGGAAUACCUGGCGCUGUCUCCUGCUAAGGCUCCAGCUCCUGGUCAGCCUCCUGCGCCUCAGCUGCAGCACUGUGCAUCUGUGCUGGACACGGUGGUCAAAGUAGUGCCUGGACUGAUGCAGGCCGUAUUUCUAAUGGCCAAAGUCCGAUUUCAGUCAG
This is a messenger RNA of Sinocyclocheilus anshuiensis, 331 nucleotides long. Its product is annotated as tetratricopeptide repeat protein 21B-like. Gene Ontology annotation, biological process: protein localization to cilium; intraciliary retrograde transport. The record is from RefSeq and is a predicted model, not a curated record. Lineage: Eukaryota; Metazoa; Chordata; Actinopteri; Cypriniformes; Cyprinidae. The transcript is spliced from 2 exons. The annotation marks the transcript as partial. Gene Ontology annotation, cellular component: intraciliary transport particle A.